Messenger RNA from Catharus ustulatus (Swainson's thrush), 1105 nucleotides. It is a transcript of the gene MRPL47, whose product is annotated as mitochondrial ribosomal protein L47. Gene Ontology annotation, cellular component: mitochondrial large ribosomal subunit; mitochondrial ribosome. The record is from RefSeq and is a predicted model, not a curated record. Gene Ontology annotation, molecular function: structural constituent of ribosome. Gene Ontology annotation, biological process: mitochondrial translation. The transcript has 7 exons. NCBI's taxonomy places the organism in Eukaryota, Metazoa, Chordata, Aves, Passeriformes, Turdidae. Bases 16 to 924 code for a protein of 302 amino acids.
AAGAUUUUGAAUAGAAUGAGCACGAGGCAGUCGGAAAGCAAAAUAAUUGACAUCUGCUCGCCAAAGCACACCGAGGAGAAGGCCAUUACUCUCCCUUUUUUACUACCUCGGUGCGAAAGCAAAAGCAGGCUCCGGGUGGAGCAGACAGACCCCGACAACCAGAGCAAGCAGGGGAGUUUCCCCAAAACCACAAAAUCCCCGUGUCCAAGCAACCACUUCAGAGCGCCCUGGAGGAGGAAAAUAAACAAGCGAGCGCAGGAAGGAGCCGCAGCGAUGUUGGCACUGAGUCUGUACCACAAGAACCUACCAAAAAUUGAGACCGUCCAUCAGGUGAAGUUCCUGCACACAACUCUGUCUCAGAGAGGUCUGGAGGAGUUUUUUGAUGAUCCAGGAAACUGGGGGGAAAAAAGUGUAAAGUCUGGGGAUUCAUGGAACGUAAAGCAGCUAAGGGGCAAGAGUAGUGAAGACUUGCACAAACUGUGGUAUGUCUUGCUGAAAGAAAAGAACAUGCUCUUAACCUUAGAGCAAGAAUCCAAACGACAGCGCAAGCCGAUGCCCAGUCCAGAACGCUUAGAAAAGGUGGAAACAUCUAUGAAAAAUAUAGACUUGGUUGUCAGAGAAAGAGAAAUUGCUUUGAGGCUUUUACAAACAGGCCAUGAAAAGCCAGUCCCUGGCGAGUGGAGACACGACUUCUUGGGACGCACCUUCUGGUACAGUUACAAGGAAUGGCCAAUACCAUGGCACUUGAACAAAAAACACAAAAAGAAGAGAUUCUAUUACCUACCUCAUGUGAAUCACUUCAUCAGACUCAGACUUGAAAAAUCCUUACGGAAAAGGGCAAGGCAGCAAAGCCUGGAGAGGACGAGGCAGAAGGUCUUGGAAAGGAAGUUCCCCCACAUUGCUGUGAAAUCCCAGAGCCAGUAACGUGCUGGAAGAGCACUGCAAGGUCGAGUGUCUGUGGAGCAUGAAUCAUGUUCUGGAACCACAAACAACUCCACUGAGCAUUCCACAGAGUCUACAUCUAUUUUUUGGGUUGUUUUUAGUACCACAUUUGACUUCAAUUAAACUUGUGAUCUGGAAUUAAAAAGCAGCUUUGGUGCCUAAC